ACAUGGAGCAGUGACUUACAAUUGAUAUUACGGUACACGUAAAUAGGAAAUGUGGAAGGGCCAGUCAAACGUAUGAGGAUACUACCUGUAAUUUAGGGCGACCUCGACAAGCGGAAUAAAGCCAACAAGAUUCUAAACAGGCAGGACUGGAUGGAUGGCAUUGACCAGAAGACUGUUCCCGUGUACGUCUGAAGGAGCUUAGGAGAAGCUGUAGUCUAGGUUGCUGUAAAGGGUGCUGAAAAUGACUCUGGGAAAGCUGGCCGGACACCAGAAACAAGCUACGAAAAAAGCUGCGGAGUCGACUCUCUACCAUGUUCAUCCGAAAGGUUUUUGGAAGAAAUUCCGCGAUGCUCUGGUCGUCAAUCCUGAAAUCUCGAGUGGCAUUCCAUUAGCCGGAAUCUACAGAUGGCCGCAGCCUGGUUCCAGACCAGAGAAGUACUCAGCUCCGGCAACCAAGGCUUCCGACCCCGCCCAGAAUCCGUACUGGAAGAGAGACGUUCGAAGGGCAUAUCCCCAACUUUCUGUGGUCACGCAGCCCGACCUAUCGUCACUUCUCAUCCAGCACUUUGAAGCUCAGGCAAUUCCCGCACCAUCAGAAGCCAAAGAAGGAGAGAAAGUGGAUGUCCCUACAAAGACCCAGGAGAUCAUAGAUUUGACAGGCGCCAUUGCUGCAAUCACAUCUGUGCACAAGGUGUAUGACCAGUCGAAACUCCCCCCGAAGGUGCCCACACCCUUCAAGAAGUGGAAAGCCGAGCUCGCGCCGGACGCCCCUCAUGAUCCCAAUGCCUAUUUCCCAAUGUUGCUAUACAAGUAGUCGACUUUUGCAUCCAACUCGAGGAAUUUUCCACUUCUUAUUGUUGGCGAUGAACCAAGAGAUAACCAUCAUAUCUUCCGCGCCGCGGAUAAUGAUCCAGCAGGCGGAGAUGCUUUCGAUGUGAAUAGGCACCUUCGGGUGUAUGGAGUGUACAGGAGUUUCUUUGUGCUUUUUUAUGGACUGAAGCCUAGCAACAUUUUCAUUUAGGGUACGUUACUCAGUCACUGAGCUGUGUGACAGUCGUGUUCGGUGCGGUUGAACCACUGUUAAUUUACUUCUUUGGGUUGAGAAUUUUCUAGAGCUCACUGAU
Messenger RNA from Suillus subalutaceus, 1124 nucleotides. RefSeq names its product NUZM, NADH-ubiquinone oxidoreductase 21.3 kDa subunit. The record is from RefSeq and is a predicted model, not a curated record. Bases 242 to 814 code for a protein of 190 amino acids. The transcript has 5 exons. Lineage: Eukaryota; Fungi; Basidiomycota; Agaricomycetes; Boletales; Suillaceae.